This is a messenger RNA of Anneissia japonica, 896 nucleotides long. RefSeq lists its product as uncharacterized. The transcript is spliced from 8 exons. The coding region runs from base 173 to 646 and encodes 157 amino acids. The record is from RefSeq and is a predicted model, not a curated record. Lineage: Eukaryota; Metazoa; Echinodermata; Crinoidea; Comatulida; Comatulidae.
ACCGGUGCGAAAUCUUUCCAGAGAAUCUUGAUCACAUCUGCCGUGUGAUACAAACCUGAGCUUUAUAUCGUUGUGUUUCCCGCCUGCUAUUACUAACUUACGAUCAUUGUAUAGAGUGUAUUUUAGUAUUAUUUUAAUCGUGGUAUAUUUUACCAGAGAACAUCAUAGUACUAUGAUUAGGUUUGUUGUAGAAGUUAGUCUGUGUAUCACACUGAGUUCCAUACUUGUAACGAGUAGAGCGUCACCCCUACAGCAAGGCAGGGUGACUCCAGAAAAAUCGUUUGAAGGGUUUUUGGAUGAACCAGCGUCAGACGAUAGUGUAUACCUAAAUAACAGACUGAGAGACUAUGGGUGGGGACAACAAGGAGUUCUUAUGACAGAUUUGAAGAGAGAUCAACAACAUGGUGAAAAGAGGGACGAAGAAGAAGACAAAAGAAGCCAUAGGAUAGCCCAUAGUUUUCAGGGAAUGCUUGGAAAACGAUUUUUUGAUCAGCAAAGACCUUUACAAGAAGAAAAGCCAAAGUGUGCGAUGGAAGUCGUUUUAAGUUUUCUUUUGGGUGCUGACAAGACGAUAAAUGACCCAGAAGUCAAACAUGUAUUGACAAGAUGCAAGCAAAACGCCAGCAAUAGACUAUUCGAUAACUGAAAAACUGACUCAAAUUAUAGACUGAUAGUUACUUUAGAUUUUGUUGGCAUUAUGGAUCGAUUGGUUGAUUGACAGACACCAACGAAAACACGUUACGUCCAAUGAGCACCGACCAUCCAGUGUCGUCUUCAAUACACAGAAUAAUAAAAAUGUCCAAAUUAAUGUAAUAAACACCUGCAAUCACUUAAGUCUUUUAUUGUAUCUUUAUAGACUGGUUAUCAUUUUUUUCUGCAAAAGUUAAAAAAAAAAA